UUAGUAAUAUACGGUGGAGAGAUCCUCUUUUUCAAAUCCCAAGGCUCCAGGCCAUGCAAUGCUAGUAUUGCAUUUUCAAUUAGCUUCUGAGUGAACGCUUGGCAUAUGUGGAAGUGAGCCGGUACACAAUUAGCUUAUUGUUCCUUUCAGCUUUCUGCUGAGAGGAUCUGAAGGGCUGCUGAAGAGAGGGGAUAGGGGAAAAAAAAAAAGAAAAUAGCCAAGGCAGUGGCAUCUCUGUGGAUGUGGAAUACGGGAGUCGCUCGGCUGGCGCAGAUUCCCGGGCUAAGUCGGGAGUUACAGCUGUUCCUGCGGAGCUCCGCCUGGCCCUGGGGACGGCACCGGGGCGCAGGCACAGACCCAGUCUCAAGCUCCAGGCUCUCCUCUCGUCUGUCUCACCUCGGCAUCACCAUGGAGCCAAACAGCCCCAAAAAAAUACAGUUUGCUGUGCCCCUGUUUCAGAGCCAAAUAGAUCCUGAGGCAGCUGAGCAGAUCAGGAAAAGAAGGCCUACGCCAGCAUCACUCGUCAUCAUGAAUGAACACAUGCCCCCAGAAAAAGAUGAGAAGAGAACAAACAUCUCACAGGCAGAGUCUCAGAGUGCCUCUCCCAAGCAGAGGAAGCAGAGCGUCUUCACCCCACCUGCCCUCAAAGGGAUUAAGCAUCUGAAGAGUCAGAGCGAGUCAGUGUUUCCAGAAGAAGAAGAGGCACUUGGAGAGCGGGAAGAGGAGUGGGGCCACUAGCCAGCGCGGAGCUGCCCGAGCCCGUCCCGGAGCCCCUGCCCUGCCCUGCCCGCGGCCCCACCAGGGCCCCGGGGGGCUUUGCAGGCACUGCACACGUGUCCUGUGAGCCUUCUUCCCGGAGACAAAACUGUUAUUUUAAAGUCAUUUUUUCUUUUAUUUUCUAUGACUUAGAAAUGUAAUUCGCAAAUGUGUUAGCUCCCUGACGUCAGUACUGCCAGAGCUUAACUACUGCGUGUGAGCUGUAUCUAAGGCUUGUUGUAAAUAAAAGUGAUUUAAAAGGUACAAAAUAAAUAAUACAUUAAUUUAGACAACA
Molecule: messenger RNA, 1051 nt
Organism: Motacilla alba alba
Lineage: Eukaryota; Metazoa; Chordata; Aves; Passeriformes; Motacillidae
Gene: PPP1R1C
Product: protein phosphatase 1 regulatory inhibitor subunit 1C
Biological process (GO): intracellular signal transduction
Cellular component (GO): cytoplasm
Molecular function (GO): protein phosphatase inhibitor activity
Source: RefSeq, a predicted model, not a curated record